UAUGGCGAAUUGCUGUCAGUCCGUCGUGUCGUCAGAUUGUCGAACUUGAUCUGAUUUAUUUUCUAUAUUUUAAGCACGGAAGUAAAUUAUAAAAUAAAUUGCCGUGAGGACUAGUCCGGUGCACGCGGAGUGCUAAUGCAAUUGGCAUUAAGUAAUCGCGAUUUCGUUUCGAUUGUGCUGCACAAAGGUCGGGCCGCCGACUCCGCCGUGUGCAUGAGUAUUGUACCAAUCGCUCCCCCUAAUAUGAUUUUGUGAAGAAUAUCGACGACCAGCAGCUGAAAGACCGACAACGUUGAUAUCGACAUCAUCACUUACAUCAGCAUCGAGGAUUCUACCUUCCUUCGAUCAUUAUAAGCAUAAAGACGACAAAAUAGCUUCGAAUAGGUGCCAAUACUUGGCGAUGCCUGGAAGUCGUUCGAGUACGACUGACCAAGAAUUAAGUAGAUCGCCUAGAGAAAGCGGUGAAGACUCUGAAGAUGAAAGCGAAAUACUUGAGGAAAGUCCAUGCGGCCGAUGGCUCAAGCGUCGCGAAGAGGUCGAACAAAGAGAUGUACCAGGAAUCGACUGUGCUCACUUGGCUAUGGAUACCGAAGAGGGUGUAGAGGUGGUAUGGAAUGAAGUUCAAUUUUCGGAACGUAAAAAUUUCAAAGCGCAAGAGGAAAAAAUACAGCAGGUUUUUGAAAAUCUAACACAGCUAGAGCAUCCUAACAUAGUGAAAUUUCAUCGAUAUUGGACCGAUACUCAUAAUGACAAACCUCGGGUCAUAUUCAUUACGGAGUAUAUGUCUUCGGGAUCCUUGAAACAAUUUUUAAAGAGAACAAAACGCAACGUUAAAAGGCUGCCGCUACAGGCGUGGAAAAGAUGGUGUACUCAAAUUCUGUCUGCUCUAAGCUACUUGCAUUCCUGCUCGCCGCCUAUUAUACAUGGCAACUUGACCUGUGAUACAAUAUUUAUUCAACAUAAUGGUUUAGUUAAAAUUGGUAGUGUAGCUCCAGAUGCAAUUCAUCAUCAUGUGAAAACAUGUAGAGAAAAUAUGAAAAAUAUGCACUUUAUAGCUCCAGAAUAUGGAUCUGCUUUAACUCCUGCCAUUGAUAUCUUUUCGUUUGGAAUGUGCGCUUUAGAAAUGGCUGCUUUAGAAAUCCAAGGCAACGGUGAUUCGGGAACCUUAGUCACGGAAGAGAACAUAACUCGCACCAUAGAAAGUCUUGAUGACGAACAACAGAAGGACUUUAUUUUCAAGUGCCUAAAUAAAGACCCUGCUGAACGUCCAAGCGCCCACGAGCUCUUGUUCCAUCCCCUGUUGUUCGAAGUGCAUUCACUGAAGUUGCUUGCAGCGCAUUGUCUCGUCGAUUCAGCACCAAAUUUUUCGGAAACUAUUAUCGAUGAAAUGAUGCAGCGUCUUUACAAACCUGACGUUAUUCUUGCAGACAUAAAAGGGGACCGAGAAAUUUUGGAGUUCAAGCUAGCAGAUGUGCCGUCAGCGGAAAAGCUAGAAAAAUUCGUAGAAGAUGUUAAAUAUGGCAUUUAUCCAUUAACGGCAUUUGCUGCAAAAAAGCCACCUCAUGCACGGCCUAGAGCUAUUUCACCUGAGACAGCAGAAUCUGUUAAGUCCGUAACACCAGAACCAAUUGAUGUAGAAACUAGGAGAGUAGUAAAUAUGAUGUGUAGUGUUAAGCCAAGAGAAGAUAGCUGUGAUUUAUUAAUGACGAUAUUACUUCGAAUGGACGACAAAAUGAAUCGACAAUUGACGUGUCAAGUAUCUCAAGACGACUCGGCUAAUCUUCUUUCAAAUGAGCUCGUGCAUUUAGGUUUUAUUCACGAAACGGAUCGCGAGAAAAUCGCCGCACUGAUAGAAGACACGUUACGCAGUAGUUUCAAUAAACAGCAUCAGCUGCAUAUCAGUGCAUUGCAUCAAUCGUCGAAUGAAGCCAUGAAACAUUUUUCAACACAUCAAACAGGUAAUGAUCGAGGAUGGGUUGUUGCUGAUACAGAUUGCCCUUCGAAUACAUCGGGCGGGCCUUCGACGCCUGGUGAAUCACAUAGUAACGAAGAAUUAGAGGAUACUGUCAAAAAUGCUAUAGAGACUGAAAUUGCUUGCAAUGAAAAUAAAAAAGUACAGGAAGCCGCGAAUGAAAGUCAAACUUUGAAAACUGAGUGAUGAAAUAACUUUUCCUGAGACUAGACUAAUAACAAAUAUAUUAAUAAAUAAUUCUAUGUAAUAAACUCAACAGGAACCCUAGUGGACAAGAUUAAACGAGAAACAGCAUAUUAUAAAAAAAACAAACCUACAUAACGAGAAAUUCAAUAUCUUGAUCAACAACCAACCAGUUUAGUUUUAUAAAAAUAUAUUCCUCAUUUUAAUUAUUUUUCUAUUUAUUGUCAAAAUUUCUUGUGCUUUCCUUUUUUAAUUAUAAAUAAGAUAAAAGUUAGGAACAUAGCACUAAAGCUCUUUAACUAUUUGUUUGCUGGAUCAAACACGAGAAAAAUGAAGAUUACAAUCAAGACUUUGUUGUUAACUUUUUUUUUUUGAAUUUCGAAGUAACGAAAACAUACUUUGGAAGCUAGAACUACAAAAGAAAACAAUGAGAAAAAAAUAAAAUUUCAUGCAAGCAGUAUAAAUACAUUUCAUCCAUUUGAGAAA
Hermetia illucens (black soldier fly) is the source of this 2641-nucleotide messenger RNA. It is a transcript of the gene Madm, whose product is annotated as nuclear receptor-binding protein homolog. The record is from RefSeq and is a predicted model, not a curated record. The coding region runs from base 401 to 2158 and encodes 585 amino acids. Gene Ontology annotation, molecular function: ATP binding; protein serine/threonine kinase activity. Gene Ontology annotation, cellular component: endomembrane system; cytoplasm. Lineage: Eukaryota; Metazoa; Arthropoda; Insecta; Diptera; Stratiomyidae. Gene Ontology annotation, biological process: intracellular signal transduction; endoplasmic reticulum to Golgi vesicle-mediated transport; protein phosphorylation. The transcript is spliced from 11 exons.